UGCCGUUUGGAAAACGUAUCUGAUUCCUAACAUGAUGACCCACCACCAUAGCCAAGUGUGCCUUCCAAGGAUUGACCUCCCUCUCUCUCUCUCUCUCUCUCUCUCUCUCUCUUUAUAUAUAUAUAUAUAUAUAUAUCGCACACAAACAAUAUUGUUUGUUGAAUUUGAACGCUUCCCUCUCAGGUGUUAUUUGUUUUCUGUGUAUCCAAAGGUGAAGGUGAGGGAAGAAGAAGAUGAUGAUGUGAUAAAUGUCCAUGCCUUGGAUGGUCUCCAAUCUCUGUCCAUACACGAUGUUGAUUCUCCAGUUAGGGAAUUUGAAGAUGAUUCACCAGCAUCCAUUGUGAGAAUACCAAAGUCCUACAUCCCUGGUGCAACAAGUCCUACGAUUCCUUUGUCCAGAGGAGAAGGCGAGAACGACAGCAAAAAGAAAGCUCUGGAGGACAAGAAAACAAAUACUAGAGCUAGUUCAGUCCCACGGCCUCGUGCUGUUUUAUCAAGUCCCGAUAACGAUGUGAUGAUCAGGAGCAGAAACAAGGCAAAAACAGGACUACUUUCGGGAUUGAAGGAUAAUGAUUCGUGCCAAAACAGACACACGCAGUGCAAGGUUACGCCAAGAAGAAGCGCUUUUGAAACUACUAAAACCACGAGAAGAGUCUCCGUUGAAGUUGCUGAUGGCUUGAGAGGCUCUGGCCACAACCACAAGCAGGUCAAGACAGAUAGCAGAACUCUGAAGUGGAGAUUUUGACUCGCAAAGCAGGAAGUCUAGGGAGACUCUUUUCAAGUUGGACGUUAGAUUAGCCCUCUAUUUUCUCAGAGUACGUUCAUUCCAUGCAUGGUUCUUCUACAUCAAUGCCUAUCAUGGCACCUGUGAACUUUCAAGAACUGUAGAAGGCCUGCUCUCGUGAAGAAUCACUGAAGAGGUUCUGCAUAUGCAAACUACUUUCUGAUUUGACUCUUGGCAUGUUUUAACAAUUUACUUUGUAAGGAAAUAUUGGGCCUUUCUAUAGUAUCCGAUCAUGAAACUUCAUUGUUCAUGAUACACACACACACACACACAUACACACAUAUAUGUUGCUCCUUUGCCUUUAAUCUUAAUGACAAUUAGGAAGCUUGAUCGUGAA
Messenger RNA from Diospyros lotus (date-plum), 1121 nucleotides. RefSeq lists its product as uncharacterized. Lineage: Eukaryota; Viridiplantae; Streptophyta; Magnoliopsida; Ericales; Ebenaceae. Bases 32 to 745 code for a protein of 237 amino acids. The transcript has 6 exons. The record is from RefSeq and is a predicted model, not a curated record.